Molecule: messenger RNA, 1206 nt
Organism: Cottoperca gobio
Lineage: Eukaryota; Metazoa; Chordata; Actinopteri; Perciformes; Bovichtidae
Product: chondroitin proteoglycan 2-like
Exons: 4
Coding region: 85-798 (237 amino acids)
Cellular component (GO): extracellular region
Molecular function (GO): chitin binding
Source: RefSeq, a predicted model, not a curated record
GCGACAGCAUAUGCUUCUUUCACCAUUAUAUCUCUGAAAAUUGAACAUUUGUUUUCUAUUUGUGCUCAUCCACAACGUGACAACAUGUCCAAGCUCACUGUAACUGCAGGGCUCUGUUUGAUCAUCGCCAGCUUGGCUACAACCGGUUUAGCAGAUACUCCUGUACCAUUCUGUAAUGGAAAGGACCCUGGGUUCUACGCCAACGCUGCUGAUCCACAUUGUUUUUACAACUGUUAUGGUGCAACAACCUUCCUCGAACACUGCUCAGCAGGUUUGGUCUUCAACCAAGUGAUCAACAACUGUGACUAUCCCCAGAAUACUGGAACAUUCUGUGUUGGAAAGGAUGAUGGGCAAUACUCCAACACUGCUGAUCCACAUUCUUUUUACAACUGUGGUGGUAAAAGAACCUUCCUCCAAUACUGCCCACCAGGUUUGAUCUUUAACGAAGAGGACAACUGCUGUGGUUAUCCCAAGUCAUCCACUCCGACAAAUACUGGAACAUUCUGUGUUAGAAAGACUGAUGGGCGCUACGUCAACCUUAAUGACCCAACCAGUUUUUACGAAUGUUUGAAUCAGAUAACAUACAACAAUAUAUGUACAACAGGGUUGGUCUUCAAGCAAACCUGUGGCCCUCCCAAGUUACCUUCUACAAACUCAUGUACUGCCAAUAAUGGACACUUUGCUAACGCUAAUGACCCAACAACAUUUUUCAACUGUGGGAAUGGGAAGUGCACUAUCCAAAAAUGCUCAGCAGGUUUGAUCUUUAAACAAAGCUGCACGUGCUGUGACCAUCCCUAGUCAUCCACUCCGACAGAUACUGUAAACCUCUGUGAUGGAAAGAAAUAUGGGUACUACAUCCAGCUUGAUGACUCAUAUUUUUCACAUUUGGCUUACAGGUAGAAAAAUUGCUUUAUAAUGGUACUGCUGGGUUUUAUAGGCCUGACUUAUAUACACUUAUUUCAAUACAUUUUCAAACACAAUUCAUGUAUCAAAUGUUCGGCACUAAUAUUUUCAGAUUGAUUUCCAUCAGCUCCCUGUGCCUGCGUACAUGUUAAAGUGGAAAUGUCCAACCAUCCAUAUCUAUCAAUAUACAUUUAAUCUGACAGGCUUUACUUAUUUUAUUAGUUAUUGUUGGUGUUUCUAAUUCUGUUGCAUCGGUGUGCUCUUGUUCGUUUAUAUUUUAUGUUUAAUAAAAUCACGCAUCAA